Messenger RNA from Lutzomyia longipalpis, 2191 nucleotides. It is a transcript of the gene Nup75, whose product is annotated as nuclear pore complex protein Nup75. The record is from RefSeq and is a predicted model, not a curated record. Gene Ontology annotation, molecular function: structural constituent of nuclear pore. Gene Ontology annotation, biological process: mRNA export from nucleus; protein import into nucleus; positive regulation of DNA-templated transcription. Bases 99 to 2108 code for a protein of 669 amino acids. Gene Ontology annotation, cellular component: nuclear pore outer ring. NCBI's taxonomy places the organism in Eukaryota, Metazoa, Arthropoda, Insecta, Diptera, Psychodidae. The transcript is spliced from 6 exons.
UUGACUUUCCAGUCGCCAUUCCAGUCAACAAAUCAAAACACGCGCCAUCGAUUGAGAAUUUAAUAAUUUUACGUAAAUUCUGUAAUUUAGGUGGGACAAUGGAUGAUCCAGAUUGUAUUUAUACAAUAUACGACAACAAAUGCAGCAAAGCCGGCAUUACGGGAAAAUGGGUUGCUCCGGAUUUAUUUUCAAUCACAGCAUUCCGUCCAAUUCUCUGCAAUACCCGGGAUGAGGUUUCUAAGUAUGCCAGCACGGAGUACACGAAUGUUCAUCAUGUGAAAUUUUCAUUUGUCUUCUCGGACCCAAUUCUCACGGAUUUCGUCGGGGAGACAUGUGCCAUCUUCCGUCGUCUCCGGAGUGUUAAGGCAACAGAUGAGAAGAUAGACUUUGUGAAGAUUUCUCAAUCAUACCGAAGUACAAUCAGGACGUACCUUGAGAAGUUGCACGAUUCCAUUGCCUCCGGGACAGAUGAGACACUCAUUGAGCGGCAUAAGAAUCACAUUACCCAGCUGUACUACACAGAAUGCAUUUGGCACCUGUGUGAGAUUCUCUUUGUUGAUCGUGUAGCCUCAGGGAUGAUUGUGCUGAAGCUGCUGGAGUGGAUUCGUUUCCACAUUCCCCAAUCGGAGCGUCUGGCCACGGAAUUGCUCAUAAAGGGACGCGAAGCUGACGCGCAUGAGGAAUACUGGAAUGUUGUGCGAAAUCUCAUUCUUCAGGGGCAGGUGGACGUAGCCAGGGCACUGCUGAAGCUUCAUUCUUCCUCGGAAUCGCUCACCUUCCAAAUAGCCGAUCAAGUGCUCAAAGCAAUGCCAAUUUUUAACAACUACAGCGGACUUCCGGUUCAGAAAUUCCGCUCACAGUGGCAAUACUGGAUCACUGAUACACGUUCAAAGCUCUCAACGGGUGUGCUGAGGGAUCAACCAGAGUUGGAGGUGAUUGUCCACCUGGCAAUUGGUGAUGAAGCCACAUGGAGGGAGCAGGCAAAGAGCUCAAACUGCUGGUACGAAUACCUUCCGGGGUUUCUCUUCUACACCGAACCAACGUGCAAAUUUUUCGAAUUGGGCACAUUUUCCGCUCAAUGGCUCACCCUGUGGAUGGAAGCACAUGGGCAGAAGGAUUCUGUGCCAAUGAAGCAACUCGAUCGGGUGAUUGUGAGUGUAAUGGAGAAUGAUAUGAAUCAAGUUCUGCACGAUAUUCAAAAUAUUAAUGACAACAAGUGGUUUGUCACCCAUCUCACGGAUCUCCUGUUGCUCUGCAAUCAACUGGAAAUCAUUGGGGAGCAUCAAACAAAUGUGGCGAGUGAGCUGAGGGAUUCCCUUGUCUUUGAAUACGGAUGCACCCUCAUGGGGCAGAGGGAAUUUUGGCCAUUUGGCGUGGAUUACCUCGAGAAUGGGCCUCCCGAGGGAUUGGGUGCCAUUGAAAUGUACCUCUCACGCCUUCCCAUAGCGUGCGAGGAGGAUGCUGAGCAAAUUCUCGCUGUGGCUAAAUCCCGGGGAAUCACAUCAAUUGAACGGGAUGUCUGUCGCGUACUCUCGGCUAGGUACAUUUCAAACGGAGACUACGGGAAGGGACUCAUUUGGGGCGUUCGAUCGCAGGAUAACAUCUACGUCACAUCCAUUGCUGACAUUUUCCUCAAUUACUACUGCAAGCACGGAGAGAUCCUCUGUCCGGAAGUUCUCUCACAAAUAGCCUCAAAGAUGUUCGUUUCACCGCGAUUGGUGUUUUUGGUGAAAUAUUUUGACUUUCAUCAAUUCUACAAACGCAAGGAAUUCCCCCAAGCAGCGGAAUUGCUUAUAAAUCUUCUGGAUUCCCGGAUAACGCCGGAAUUCUUCUGGCCAACUCUCCUCUCAGACACAAUCCCCUUGCUGGAGUCGAGUGAACCAAAGAUUCCCUCAAAGGAGACAACACAGAUCAUUCAUCACCUGGAGGCAGCCUUUGUGCCACUUGUGGAGAAAUUGCAGAACAAAACAGCCGUUAAUGGGGAGAUGAAGACACCAAUUCUCAAUUAUUCCCGUUUGGAGGACAUUGAGGAGCUCAUUAAGUUACUGCGGAUGGCAGCUGCGAGGAAUUUAGCCCGAAUGCUCAUUAUUGAGAAUACGGUUUUGUAAAAUUCUUUCUUCCGUUGAGAAAAUCUUUUUUGAAGGUUUGUUUUGAUGAAGGAAUAAUUUAAUAAAUAAAAAUUAAUCCCAAA